GGAUGCGAGGCGACAGACGCUGGCUUUAUUGGCUGCGCGGUGCUAAUAGAUUCUCUUCCUGCGGUGCUUGUGUGCGGAGUGCGCACUAUUGUCACGUUAUUAGAACAGCACGCACGCUCAGACGCGCGUUCCCUGCUUUUGUUUUUCAGACUGUUUGCGAUCUGCUCUGAAAAUGAUCCUCAGAGACUGAGGUGUCCCAGACUGCCACCUUCACUCAGGGUCUGAAACUUUAGCAGAAGUAGUUCUCGUCUCAGAGCUUCACAGACAUUUGUCUCCUAAUGGUGUUUGUAGGUUAACAGUCUCCCCGAAUCCUAUUAUAGUGUUCAAAUCAAGUCGUUAUUGCUCAUUUCUACGAAAUUAAUGCUCCAAAUUAAUUUGGUUUUGGAGAUAAUGGCCCACAGGAACGGGUGCUCGUGGAUUUUUGGCAACAUCCAGGUCAAGGAUCAUCGCUCCAGCAUGUCCAGGCCCAUGAUCACUCGAUCACCGGUGUCUCCCCUGAGCAACCAGGGCAUCCCGACCGCCGCACAGCUCACCAAGUCCAACGCCCCCGUGCACAUCGAUGUGGGGGGGCACAUGUACACCAGCAGUCUGGCCACCUUGACAAAAUUCCCGGAAUCCCGAAUCGGUCGUCUCUUUGAUGGCACAGAGCCUAUAGUCCUGGACAGCCUGAAGCAGCACUACUUCAUUGACAGGGAUGGACACAUGUUCCGCUACAUCCUCAACUUCCUCAGGACGUCCAAGCUCCUCAUCCCAGAAGACUUCAAAGACUACAGCCUGCUGUACGAGGAGGCGCGGUACUUCCAGCUGCAGCCCAUGCUGGCUGAGCUGGAGAGCUGGCGCCAGGACCAGGAGCUGAGCCGGGUGUCGCGCCCCUGCGAGUGCUUGGUGGUGCGCGUGGCGCCCGACCUGGGCGAGAGGAUCACGCUCAGCGGGGACAAGGCCCUGAUCGAAGACGUGUUCCCGGAGAUCGGCGACGUCAUGUGCAACUCCGUCAAUGCCGGCUGGAACCACGACUCCACGCACGUCAUCCGCUUCCCGCUCAACGGGUACUGCCACCUCAACUCUGUGCAGGUUCUAGAGCGCCUCCAGCAACGCGGCUUCGAGAUCGCCGGCUCCUGCGGCGGAGGCGUGGACUCGUCCCAAUUCAGCGAGUACGUCCUGAGGAGGGAACUGAGGAGGACGAGUCAGCGAGGCUCCAAUUCAAACAGGAUAAAGCAGGAGCAGCUGGACUAGAAGCCUCCCAAGCAGCAGGAGGCGCUGGACUUUUUUCUGUGGCGGCCUAGCGCUCGAUGCUGCAGAGCUCCGUGGACUCGGUUUGGGUUUUUCUUUUUGUUUCCUUGUCGAUGUUUUUGUUUUCUUAAACUUGAGAACCAUCUAGAGAAUUUAAAAUGAGGUGCAACAGGAGAUUUUUUUUUUUUGCCAUAAGAAGAUACAAGACGUUUGUUAAGUUUGAGAUUGCAGGGACAUUUGUGAAUGUCGAGCCCCCAUAAACCAAGUAAAAAAGGAUUUAUAUACGCUGGAUCCCCAAAAAAAGUUUGUUUUAAAACUUGGAGCCUACAUUAGGUUGAAUAUGAUUUCCACUAUACCCAUAUAAAUUUAAAAAAGGCUUUUAUUGCUUAUGUAGUAUCUUCCAUAGCUUGUCACCAGUGUCUUGAUGUUGCUGUCACUGGCAAAGUGUCUGCAAAUCAAGUCUGUUUUAAUCCCUCGCUGUAUAAAGGUCACUAAGUUGUUGCUUACAGUACAGAAUGUCUCGGUUGUCAUAAACGGUUAGUUUCAACAACGUCUUUUUUCACAAUUAACAUGAUGUUGAAUAUUGUGAUACCGAUGAAGUGGUUUUUUUUUUUUACUUUAAUGGAAGUUAUUUUAUUAGAUUAUAACAUUAAAUAGUUGAAAUUAGUAUCAUUAAAAUGAUACCCGGGAAGCCCGGACCAUUCUGUACGAAUAAAGAUUUCUUUUCAGUAGAUUAUAACUUCACACCAUUUGCCUCAUUGGGGAGUAUGAACCACUCGUCCCCGUGUACUAGCUUUGGAAUUAUUGAAUCAGAAUAUUCAUAACAGAGUCAUAACCUGUACAUUUGAUCAUUGUAUAUGUGUUUGUGUUUUUUACAUUGAAUCUUUUUAAAGCAAAUUUGCCUCAGACGUGACUGAACAGAUUAUUGUACCACCCAAUCCAAGAUCCCUUUUACUUGUUGCGCAUAUUGAUAUGAAGUUGGAUAUAAAGUAUUUCGGACAUGACUGACCCACCUACGCUCCCUAGAUUUGAGUAAAGAGGAUUGUAGCAAAAAAAGAACAAAGUGAAAUAAAUCUCAACUAAAGUUG
Messenger RNA from Gasterosteus aculeatus aculeatus (three-spined stickleback), 2318 nucleotides. The record is from RefSeq and is a predicted model, not a curated record. Lineage: Eukaryota; Metazoa; Chordata; Actinopteri; Perciformes; Gasterosteidae.